Toxorhynchites rutilus septentrionalis is the source of this 1104-nucleotide messenger RNA. It is a transcript of the gene Lamtor1, whose product is annotated as ragulator complex protein LAMTOR1. The record is from RefSeq and is a predicted model, not a curated record. The transcript is spliced from 5 exons. Gene Ontology annotation, biological process: regulation of receptor recycling; lysosome organization; cellular response to amino acid stimulus. Gene Ontology annotation, cellular component: lysosome; late endosome membrane; Ragulator complex. NCBI's taxonomy places the organism in Eukaryota, Metazoa, Arthropoda, Insecta, Diptera, Culicidae. The coding region runs from base 225 to 764 and encodes 179 amino acids. Gene Ontology annotation, molecular function: molecular adaptor activity; guanyl-nucleotide exchange factor activity.
ACGUGUGAAUUUUGCUUUUCGCUCUUGUUCUUCAGUAGACUUAUCGCUAAUCGUUGGGUUUAUUUAACUGUUCAUAAUAAUACCCCAGUCGCUGCUGGAUCCGAUUAAGUCACUACGACAUUUACGUCGGCAGCAUACCUCUGAUAGCGAGUUCUCUCGCGUUCGUGACCAUUCAAUCGUUCUGAUAGUCAACCCAAAGCACAGAUUUGCGUUGCAACCACAAUAUGGAUUGCUUCCGAUCACUCGUUAAUUACGCUGUCAGCUGUUUCAUCUGCCAGGAGGAUUCAUCCGCUCAGGGCAAUGAGCCAAACGAACGAACACAUCUGCUGGACAAUCCGGUUAGUAGUAGUCCCGCUGUCAGAACGGCAAACAGCGAGGAUCUUACCCAGGAGUAUCCGAGUUCGGUGCCCAAAAAGGACGAUGUGUCAGCACUGAAUAAGAUCAUACAGGACACUGCUGCGAAUGUGAUUGACGUGGCCGCUAUGGAUAUUCACAAUAUCGAGCCCCAUGAAUACAACGAUCGUGUUAAGAUUUAUUCGCAAAGAUUGGCACAGCAGUGGAAUACCGUACAGCAUCCGAAUUCUGUGUGUCACGUCGGGCUUCUCAAGGAUAUACCGAACCCAGAAGUAGUGCUAACAUCUGUACCUAUCCCAUCGGAGGAUUUGUAUAUGAUUCGCAGCAUGGUUCAGAAGGCGAACACUGCGGUGGCAGGGAUCAAGGUUAACCACACCGAAAAAUUGGUGGUACCUUUUAGGAUUCCAUAAUAUUACGCCGCCCGGCGGCAUCUGUAAACUCGUAAAAAUGGAUGUGCUUCCCGGUCGGUGUCUUCGGUGGUUCACCUUUCGCUGCUAUACGCGACAGUCAUGUGCAAAAAAUUGAUUAUGUUCAAUUUGUUUUUUUUUCUUCCUUUAAUACGCUGAUUAAUGUAAGGUUCUAGGUUUCCUACAUCGUGCCCAAUGCCGAUGGAUUGUAUAAAAGAGUAUAUAGGAACCAAACGACGAAACAAAAAGAUAAAAGUUUACGAUAAUUUUUUUUUUCAAUAAAGUUCGUUGAAUUUGCCAAAAUAUCUUGUGAAGCAAAAAAGUGCUAAAUGUAACAAUACAA